Molecule: messenger RNA, 576 nt
Organism: Symbiodinium sp. CCMP2592
Lineage: Eukaryota; Dinophyceae; Suessiales; Symbiodiniaceae
Source: the annotation of a GenBank genome assembly
AUGAGGCCGAGCUGGGAGCAGAAGCAGGAUAGCCGCGUGGCGCAAGCAAUCGAGUGUGCCGUGCUGGAUUACGCCGCGCAGCGGUCGGCCGACAUGGCCGAGGCCGAGAAGAAGCGGAGAAAAGUUGAUGAGGCUGAUGGCCUACGCUCGCCCACAAGGUGGAGGGAAACCUUCGCCCAUGCAGGUGGAGGCUUUCUCUGCGAUGGUGGGAUGCUCGAGGCAUGGCUGGACGAGGCCUCUGCCAACCGCUCCCUGGCGUUCGAACUGCUUCAGCUGCAGGACAAGGCCAUGCGCUGGUAUCCCACAGGAGCCCGAAGGCAUUGCGAGUCAUUCAGAGGACGGCUCCUGGAUUCUUCGAAGACCUCGCAGGAUACGAAGCUGCUGAAGCCGCUGAUCACCGAAGAGCUGGCACAGCUCCGUGAGGCUGUGUUCAGCUAUCCGGAGGAGGGGGGUGCGCCCCCUCGACUUUUCCGUGAAGCUGCAAUGACGUCCGACCAGCGACCGGAGGCCGACAAGGACAUCGUGCUGGUGCCAAAGCCGCACCAGCAGUCACACGAGGUGAUUUCGCUGGAGUGA